Nyctereutes procyonoides (raccoon dog) is the source of this 2555-nucleotide messenger RNA. RefSeq names its product transmembrane protein 86A (gene TMEM86A). NCBI's taxonomy places the organism in Eukaryota, Metazoa, Chordata, Mammalia, Carnivora, Canidae. The record is from RefSeq and is a predicted model, not a curated record. The transcript is spliced from 3 exons. Gene Ontology annotation, cellular component: membrane. The coding region runs from base 628 to 1470 and encodes 280 amino acids.
GGGGCCGCCGGGGCCGCCGGGGCCGCCGGGGCCGAGCAAGGGCGGGGGUCCCGGGCCGCGGCGCCCCUCCUCCUCCGCGCAGCGCCCGCGCCCCGGCGGGAGGGAGGAAAACAGCGGGCACGUGACUCGGAAGCGUGACUUUGUUGCUGUGUGUGUGACGCGGGCCGGCGGGGCGAGAACCGCGACCGCGCGCGGCCGACCCCGGGGCGGCGGGGGCCUCCCGGGGACCGCCCGGGGACCCCGGCCCGCACCGCUUCCCCCGGACCCGGAUCCUCCUCGUAGAAGCAAGCCCGGGCCCGGGGGGGGGCGCCCCCGAGUGCGAGCAGGGGGGCCCUUCUCGCCUGACAUCCCUUCCUCUUGAGACGUUCUCAGCUGGAACCUGGGUCGGUCCGCGCACCCCUCCUCUCCUGGUGUCGGACUCCCCGGGACGGGCCGAGCCUCCCCGGCUGCUGCUCCGGCCUGUUUCUCCUUAUAGGAAACACGGGGCUGGGGAGGGGUGUGGAGCGGGCGCUGGUGCCCCCGAGGCCUGGCGGGUGGCUGCUGGGAGGAGCCAGGGACUGUGGGGUCGGUGGUCUGGGCCGGGCUGCCCCUCGGCCCCGGCCCCGGCCCCUGCCCUGCUGAGCCUGGAUGGGGGAGAUCUCCGUAGGAAGGGACUUAGCCAUCUUCUCUCCCUGCCCUCACCCCUGGCGGAGCAAGGGCAGGCUGGGAUCCUGGACCUACCACCUGCCUCUUCCCAGCCUCCCUCGUCACCGUCUGAGCAGCCCUCAGGUGAAGAGUGAGGGACCCAAGCUGGUGCCCUUCUUCAAGGCCACCUGCGUGUAUUUUGUGCUCUGGCUGCCUUCGACCAGCCCAUCGUGGGUCAGCGCCCUCAUCAAGUGCCUGCCCAUCUUCUGCCUCUGGCUCUUCCUUCUGGCCCAUGGCCUAGGAUUCCUGCUGGCCCACCCCAGUGCCACCCGCAUCUUUGUGGGGCUUGUCUUCUCCGCUCUAGGUGAUGCCUUCCUCAUCUGGCAGGACCAGGGCUACUUUGUGCACGGUCUGCUGAUGUUUGCCGUGACCCACAUGCUCUACGCCUCGGCCUUUGGCAUGCGGCCAUUGGCUCUACGGACAGGUCUGAUGAUGGCAGUGCUGUCCUGCCUGGCCUAUGCUCUUCUCUACCCGUGCCUCUCAGAUGCCUUCACUUAUCCGGUGGGGGUCUAUGUGGCCCUGAUCGGCUUCAUGAGCUGGCGGGCUUUGGCAGGACUGCGGCUGGUCGGGGCAGCCUGGCGCUGGACUGAGCUGGCAGCAGGCAGUGGUGCGGUGCUCUUUAUCAUCUCAGACCUGACCAUCGCCCUCAACAAGUUCUGCUUCCUCGUGCCCUACUCCCGGGCGCUCAUCAUGUCCACCUACUAUGCUGCCCAGAUGCUCAUCGCCCUGUCAGCUGUUGAAAGCCGGGAGCCAAUGGAAGACUACAGACUGAGCAAGGCCAACUGAGAGGCCAGGGUCUGGUUACCCCUGUCUUCUUCUGGGACGGGGGUCUAGAACCUGCAAGAACUGGGUCAGGACGGCUGUAGGUCUCACCUGCGGCAGCGAUUACCACCCGGGAAAUGUAGAAGUGAGGGGGUAAGCAGGAAGAGGAUCUCUCUAGCAAAGCUGGUGGUCUGGAACAAUUCUGAGAGCUGAAAAGAGCCAGCCUAAUUCUCCUUACUGGGGCCAGAAUUAGACAUCUCCCCACCUCUAACCCCAUCGGGACUGUCAAAACCCCUCUGGAGGGUGAUGGUGCUCAAGUGUCUUGACCGCCUCCCACUUCUACUAGAUGGAAGAGUCUGACUCACCCACUCCCACUCUUUGUAAUCUGCACAGUUAAGGGAAGAGGGGAGAAAUCUGAGCUGAGAUGACCCAAGCCCAGGGCUUGAAGCCCCUUUUGCAGGCCCCUAGUUGGGAAGACUGGAGGAGGAUGGAAUCUCCCUUUCCUUCAUCUCUCCUUAUUACUUGAACAAUCUCAAUUUCUAAGUGUUGGGUGGGAAGAUGAAGGAGUGUCUGUCCGGGUAGGCAAGACUGGGGACUUCAUUGGCCUGGGGGCUUGGGUUACCAAGGAUUCAGGUUGGUCCCAUCUCUCUCAGAGGCUAGCCCAGCGUGCAGGCCCACUACCACUACCCUUAGGACCCUAUCCCCAGGGCUAGGGUGAACCAUGCCAAAGGAAGGGGCCAGCCUGUCUGUGUGUCUGUGCACGUGAGUCUGUGUGUGUGUGGUCUGUCUCCCAGCCUGUCUAUGUCUUGCUCUGCCAUCUGUCUCUGUCCUGCUGUCUAAGUCUUAUAGAGAGAGAGCCUCAGGGAGUUGCUGCGGGGGUGCUGAGCCUGGCUUAGAGAGCUGGGACCCCACCCUGCCUCCAUCAGUGCUUUCCUCUCUGUCCCUUCAGCACUGAGAGUGAGAGGAGGGGCCUCCGAUGACUUUCUAGGGUCAUAAGACCUAAGGCACAUUCAAUGCAAAAGGAGCAAGGAUGGGUGGGACAACUCUAUCCUUUGCUGCUUAUGUGAACAAAAAAAUAAAAACCAAAGGCCAUCGCUGGCCUGCUUAUC